GCUCGAGUGACUCGCAAAAGCUCGUGAAUACAUUUAGAAUCGUUCUAACCUGUAAAGUGUGAUCAAAGAGUUGAAAGAAAAGUGUUACUUUGCAUUGAUUAGAAACGCCGGAAAUAAAAUGCCAGAAAGUACCAAAACAGAUACAAAACCCGUUACAAAAGAAGUAAAGAACGGAAAAGAAGACGAUAAGAAUGAACUGUCAGAAGAAGAUAAACUUCUACAGGAAGAAUUAACUCUGCUUGUGGAACGCUUGCAAGAUGUCAACACAAAACUGCACUAUCCAGCUUUAGAGUCUUUGCGUACACAUAUUCGUGCAUCAACAACAUCAAUGACUAGUGUACCAAAGCCACUGAAGUUUAUGCGCCCUCAUUAUGAUACAAUGAAGAAUAUUUAUGAGAAGAUAAUUGAUAUCAAAUGCAAGGAAUUAUGUUCUGAUAUUAUUUCAGUUUUGGCAAUGACUAUGGGUGAGGGUCGGGAGUGUUUGAAAUACAGAUUAACAGGAUCAGCACUACCAAUCGGUGAAUGGGGGCAUGAAUAUGUUAGACAUUUAUCUGGAGAAUUGGCGGGAGAGUGGGACGAAGUUUCAGACACUAAUGCUGAAGCAACAAACAAGAAAUUGCUUGCACUGGUACAUCAAAUUGUGCCAUACAAUAUGGCACAUAAUGCAGAAACAGAAGCAUGUGAUCUAUUGAUGGAGAUUGAAAGACUCGAUUUGUUGGAACAGUACAUUGAUGAAAGUGUAUAUCAACGAGUAUGUCUCUAUCUUACGAGCUGCGUGCCUUACGUAGCCGAUCCAGAGAACAGUACUCUUCUUCAUGUUGCUUGUAAAUUAUAUAGGAAAUUCGAACAAUAUCCGCAAGCAAUCAGGUUGGCAAUGCAAUUGAACGAUUUACCACUUAUCGAGUCUAUCUUUACAAAUUGUAAAGAUCUCUCUAUACAAAAACAAUUAGCCUUUAUGCUGGGUCGUCAGCAGAUCUUUCUGGAAUUUCAUGAAGCUUCAGUAGAAGAUGACGAUCUUUUUGAGAUAAUGUCUAAUUCUCAUUUGAACAAUCACUUCUUGAAUUUAGCACGCGAAUUAGAUAUAAUGGAGCCAAAGACACCUGAGGAUGUUUACAAAUCUCAUUUAGAAAACUCACGUCCUCCAUUUGGCGGUGGCCAAGUCGACUCUGCACGUCAGAAUCUCGCGGCAAGUUUUGUAAACGGCUUUGUAAACGCUGCGUUUGGUCAUGACAAGCUCUUAAUCGAGGAUGGUAACAAAUGGUUAUACAAGAACAAGGAGCAUGGUAUGCUGAGUGCAACUGCGUCCUUAGGUUUGAUCUUACUAUGGGAUGUCGAUGGAGGUCUAACGCCGAUAGAUAAGUAUCUUUAUUCAUCAGAAGACUACAUCAAGUCUGGUGCUUUGUUGGCCUGCGGUAUCGUCAACUGUGGCGUAAGAAACGAGUGCGAUCCUGCCUUGGCUCUGCUGUCUGAUUAUGUAUUACAUAAUAGCAAUACUAUGCGAAUCGGUGCCAUUGUUGGUCUUGGUAUUGCAUACGCUGGUUCAAACCGCGAAGCUGUAUUGGGUUUGCUAACACCUGUCCUUAGUGACGUCAAAUCAAGCUGGGAGGUGUUAGGCAUGACUGGUCUGGCAUUAGGAAUGGUUGCAGCUGGCUCCUGCAAUGCUUAUGUAACUACAGCAAUUAUGCACACACUGAUGGAUAAGUCUGAGUCUGAUCUCAAAGACACGUACGCGCGAUUUUUAGCGCUCGGUCUAGGUCUGUGCUUCCUAGGUAAGCAAGAGGCGGCAGAGGCGAUAAUAGCGGCCUUGGAAAUAGUUCACGAGCCAUUCAGAUCAAUGUCAACAACAUUAGUAGAAGUAUGCGCAUAUGCCGGCACAGGAAAUGUCCUCAAGAUCCAACAUUUGUUGCACAUUUGUUCGGAACAUUAUGAACCGGAGAAAGAGAAACACGAAGAGAAGCACAAAGACAAGGAUAAGAAGGAAGAGAAAAAGGAGGAAAAAGAGAAGGAUCUUAGUUCGAAGCAAGCUAUUGCCGUCCUCGGUAUCGCUCUAAUCGCUAUGGGAGAAGAAAUCGGAGCGGAAAUGGCAUACAGAACAUUUGGUCAUUUGUUACGCUAUUGCGAGCCCGUUAUUCGUCGUUCAGUGCCUCUAGCUUUGGGUCUCAUUUCGGUAUCGAAUCCAAAGUUGAACAUUCUAGAUACGCUGUCUAAAUUCUCACAUGACAGUGAUUCAGAAGUAGCGCAUAACGCAAUAUUCGCUAUGGGCCUGGUUGGCGCUGGCACGAACAACGCGCGACUGGCUGCCAUGUUGAGACAACUCGCUCAAUUUCACGCAAAAGAUCCUAACAAUCUCUUUAUGGUGCGUAUCGCACAAGGUUUGACUCAUCUCGGUAAGGGUACGCUCACGUUAUCUCCCUAUCAUAGCGACAGACAGCUACUAAGUCCUGUUGCUCUCGCUGGUCUUUUGUCAACACUCAUUGGUUUUUUGGAUGUAAAAAAUAUUAUUCUUGGCCGUUCGCACUAUCUCUUAUACACACUGGCUGCUGCAAUGCAGCCCAGGAUGCUAGUGACGUUUGAUGAAGAGUUGAAUCCAUUAGCUGUGCCGGUGAGAGUUGGACUCGCCGUUGAUGUUGUCGGUCAAGCAGGCAAACCGAAGACUAUAACAGGCUUUCAGACGCACACUACUCCAGUAUUGUUAGCUUACGGUGAAAGAGCAGAACUUGCCACCGAGGAGUAUAUACCAUUGACACCGAUUAUGGAGGGUUUCGUAAUUUUAAGAAAAAAUCCAGAUUUUAUACCUUAGUCGUACUUUCGAUGAUCAAUGUACUUUGUAUUAAACUAUUUUUAAGAUAGAAUAUUUAAUAAAGCAUAUGUGCAAAUUACUGUAUUA
Messenger RNA from Pseudomyrmex gracilis, 2887 nucleotides. RefSeq names its product 26S proteasome non-ATPase regulatory subunit 2 (gene Rpn1). Gene Ontology annotation, cellular component: proteasome complex; nucleus; proteasome regulatory particle, base subcomplex. The transcript is spliced from 4 exons. Gene Ontology annotation, biological process: regulation of protein catabolic process; proteasome-mediated ubiquitin-dependent protein catabolic process. The record is from RefSeq and is a predicted model, not a curated record. Lineage: Eukaryota; Metazoa; Arthropoda; Insecta; Hymenoptera; Formicidae. The coding region runs from base 119 to 2800 and encodes 893 amino acids. Gene Ontology annotation, molecular function: enzyme regulator activity.